Fragaria vesca subsp. vesca is the source of this 1420-nucleotide messenger RNA. RefSeq names its product cytosolic Fe-S cluster assembly factor nubp1-like. Gene Ontology annotation, molecular function: 4 iron, 4 sulfur cluster binding; ATP-dependent FeS chaperone activity; ATP binding. Gene Ontology annotation, cellular component: cytosol. The record is from RefSeq and is a predicted model, not a curated record. Lineage: Eukaryota; Viridiplantae; Streptophyta; Magnoliopsida; Rosales; Rosaceae. The transcript is spliced from 3 exons. Bases 89 to 1162 code for a protein of 357 amino acids. Gene Ontology annotation, biological process: iron-sulfur cluster assembly.
GGGUUCAGAACAUUUCAAAAUCGAUAAACAUCUUAAACCCUAAAAACCCCGAAUCUUUCCUUUGGGGGGUUCUCAAUUUCUCAUCUUCAUGGAGAACGGCCAAGUGCCCGAAAACGCUAACGAACAUUGCCCAGGUACUCAAUCCGAGUCUGCGGGGAAGGCUGAUUCUUGUGAAGGAUGCCCCAAUCAGCAGAUUUGUGCUACUGCUCCGAAGGGUCCUGACCCAGACUUGGUUGCAAUUGCAGAAAGAAUGGCUACUGUAAAGCAUAAGAUACUGGUUCUAUCAGGGAAAGGUGGAGUUGGUAAGAGCACAUUCUCUGCCCAACUUUCAUUUGCACUAGCAGCUAUGGACUUCCAGGUGGGUCUUUUGGACAUCGACAUUUGUGGCCCUAGCAUCCCAAAGAUGCUUGGCCUAGAGGGCCAAGAAAUCCACCAGAGCAACCUCGGCUGGUCUCCUGUCUAUGUUGAGUCCAACCUUGGGGUUAUGUCAAUAGGGUUUAUGCUUCCAGACCCUGAUGACGCAGUUAUAUGGAGGGGUCCACGAAAGAAUGCGCUCAUUAAGCAAUUCCUCAAGGAUGUCGAUUGGGGUGAGCUUGAUUUUCUUAUAGUUGAUGCUCCUCCUGGAACCUCAGAUGAGCACAUUUCAAUUGUUCAAGAUCUGGGUGCUGCUUCAAUAGAUGGUGCAAUCAUUGUCACCACUCCACAACAAGUUUCCCUUAUUGAUGUGAGGAAAGAAGUAAGCUUCUGCAAGAAAGUAGGAAUCCAGGUUAUUGGGGUUGUUGAAAAUAUGAGUGGUUUGCGCCAGCCGAUGUUGGCAGCUUCCAAAUUUUUGAGGAUGACAGAGGCAGGUGAGGAAAAAGAUGUUACAGAAUGGGUUAUAGAGUAUGUGAAAGAGAAAGCGCCAGAAUUGCUUGAUAUAAUAGCCUUGAAUGAAGUGUUUGAUAAUAGUGGUGGUGGAGCUAUAAAAAUGUGCAGGGAAAUGGGGGUACCCUUCCUGGGGAAGGUGCCGUUGGAUCCCGAGCUUUGCAAGGCUGCUGAAGAAGGCAGGUCCUGCUUUGUUGAUCAGAAAAGUGGCACGAGCGCACCUGCACUGAAGAAGAUCAUUGAUACAUUGAUGGAAAAUCAGGGCAUAUCUAGAAAUGUUGUAGACAAUGAUGCAUAGGUGAUUGGUUUGAUCUGCCAAUUUCAAGAUUUUGUCUAUGUCUCUAUGGUUGUAGAAUAAUACUUUUCUUAAACCUGGAUCAGAUCUCUUACAUGGAUCACAAAUGAAGGAUGUUCUUUCUCUUCCCCUCAUGUAUUUAUCCACGGUUCUCUAUACGUAAAUCUCAUCUUAAAUUCUUAAUUGUGUGACUAUCUUUCAUGAAUUGUUGUACGUGUUCUUCCGCUUUAUUAAUUAUAUCUAUGAAGUCCUAUCGAAGCA